Molecule: messenger RNA, 4307 nt
Organism: Chenopodium quinoa (quinoa)
Lineage: Eukaryota; Viridiplantae; Streptophyta; Magnoliopsida; Caryophyllales; Amaranthaceae
Product: LRR receptor-like serine/threonine-protein kinase RCH1
Exons: 2
Coding region: 515-4000 (1161 amino acids)
Biological process (GO): protein phosphorylation
Cellular component (GO): plasma membrane
Molecular function (GO): protein binding; ATP binding; protein kinase activity
Source: RefSeq, a predicted model, not a curated record
UAUGAUACAUAAACUCAUAAAGACAAGAGGAAAAAAACCACAAGAUUAGGAGGCAUAAGAUUAGGAGUCUCGCGACGCGCAAUGCUAAUUGUAAUUAACAAUAAGAAAAUAAAGAACAGCACCAAUAAUUAACAUUAGUGACUAUAAAUUAGAGGCUCGAUUAUCCAAGCUAAACCACAGCCCAUCACUAAUUUACUACACUGACCUUAUUUUGAGGAAAACAAUGCAUGAACACAUGGGGUUGCAUGGCUACAAAAGCUAUUCAAUUCAAACUUAAACCUUAGUAUAAAAAAUUACCCAUCCUAAAUCAAUAUUAUGAAGACAGACACAAAACACAGAACCCCGAGGUGAAAGCUGGUGGGCUAUUAACUAAACAAACUCAUAAUCUUUCAUCACCUAAAAUUUUUUAUACACUCUUUUUUGCUUGCUUGUUUUGAAAGCAUUGUAAUCUUAAACUGAUGAGUAAGCAGUUGCCCAAGAGAGAGUGAAAACCAAUGCAAAAACUAGAAGAGAAAUGUGGGGUUUGAGGCCAGUGUCAAUGCCAAUGCCGAUGCCAGCGCCGAUGCCAAGGCAACCCUUCAAGCCCCACCACAAACAACACCGUAUCCGCCGCCACGUCCAUCUUCAUCUUAUCCUUUUCCUAACUCUUUCUCUCUCUUCAUUUUUCUUCCCCACAUCUUUUGCAUACACAAACAAUGAAGUUUUCUUCCUACAUUCAUGGCUUCAUAGCUCUUCCCAACCUCCACCACCUUCUGCUUUCUUAAACUGGAACCCUUUGGACCAAAACCCUUGUAAAUGGUCUUUUAUUACUUGCACUUCUGACUACUUUGUUUCUGAAAUAAACAUUCAGUCAAUCCAAUUGGCUUUACCUUUCCCUUCAAAUAUCUCAACCCUUAGCCACCUUCAGAAACUGACCAUUUCUAGUUGUAAUCUCACUGGUUCAAUCCCGGAAAGCGUAGGGGAUAGCCUGCAGCUGACAUUACUUGAUCUCAGCUCGAAUGGGUUAGUCGGCUAUAUCCCUCGUACAAUCGGGAAGCUUAAGAACCUGCAAGAUUUGACUCUGAACUCCAAUCAGCUCACUGGAAAAAUCCCAGCUGAGUUAGGUGACUGUGUUAGCCUAGAAAAUCUUUCGCUCUUUGAUAACAACUUCAAUGGUGAGCUCCCAGCUGAGCUUGGCAGACUCACAAAUCUGCAGGCAUUGAGGGCAGGCGGAAACAAAGACAUCUCUGGGCCGAUACCAGAAGAGCUAGGGCAAUGCCAGAAUUUGACAGUGCUUGGGUUGGCAGAUACAAAGAUUUCGGGGUCGCUUCCAAGGUCACUGGGCCAGCUGAGGAAACUCGACACCAUUGCAGUUUAUACUACAAUGCUGUCAGGGGAGAUCCCACCAGAACUAGGUAACUGCUCUGAGCUUGUGAACUUGUAUCUCUAUCAAAAUAGUCUUUCUGGGUCAAUCCCUAAAGAAUUAGGCAAGCUAGAGAAGCUAGAGAAGUUGCUGCUUUGGCAGAAUAAUUUGUCUGGUGCAAUUCCUGAAGAGAUUGGGAAUAUCUCAAGCUUGGUAAUUAUUGAUCUUUCAUUGAAUACUCUAUCUGGGACUAUACCUUUAUCAUUUGGGAACCUACCUAACCUCCUAGAGAUAAUGCUGAGUAGUAAUAACAUUUCUGGCUCAAUUCCAACAGUUAUUUCCAAUGCUGCAAAUUUAGUACAAUUGCAGGUUGAUAAUAAUCAGAUAACAGGCUCUGUCCCAGCGGAGCUAGGAAGGUUAAGUGGGCUGCAAAUCCUCUUUGCCUGGCAGAAUAGGCUUGAGGGGAGCAUUCCUUCUGCAUUGGCUAAUUGUAGCAGCCUCCAAGCUUUAGAUUUGUCACACAACUCACUCACUGGUAGUUUGCCCUCUGGUCUGUUUCAGCUUCAAAACCUCACGAAGCUGCUGCUGAUUUCCAAUCACAUUUCAGGUUCAAUCCCACCUGAGAUUGGGAAUUGCAAGUCCCUCAUUCGUCUCCGCCUUUUUAACAAUAGGAUCACUGGGGAAAUUCCAAAAGAAAUAGGUUUCCUUGGAAGUAUUAGUUUUCUUGAUUUAUCUCAUAACCGCCUUUCUGGGUCAGUUCCAGAUGAGAUAAGCAAGUGCAAAGAGUUGCAGAUGCUGAAUCUGAGCAACAAUACAAUCAGGGGCUCAAUUCCUGACGCACUGUCAUCUUUGAGAAAGCUUCAAGCGCUGGAUCUGUCAUAUAACCUACUUACAGGUCCAAUUCCAGAUGGUUUUGGCCAGCUAGAUUCAAUUAAUUCACUCAUUCUUAGAGGAAAUUCUCUCUCUGGAUCAAUCCCAUCAUCCCUUGGAAGCUGUUUGGAGCUUCAACUGAUAGAUUUAAGCAGCAACGGAUUUUCAGGAAGGAUCCCACAGGAGCUUUUCCAAAUUCAAGACCUUGAUAUUGCCUUAAAUUUGAGCUGUAACAAUCUUUCAGGUGUUAUACCCCUGCAGAUUUCUUCCCUAAAGAAGCUGAACAUUCUAGACAUGUCUCACAACAGGCUUGAAGGCAGUCUGAUGCAGCUCUCUGCGUUGGAUAAUCUGGUGUCUCUGAAUGUAUCUUACAACAAUUUCACAGGUUUUCUACCAGAUAACAAGCUAUUUCGACAGCUAUCGUCUAAGGAGUUGGAAGGAAAUCAAGGAUUGUGCUCACAAAAUCAUGAUUCAUGCUUUGUAGGUGAUGGCAUUGGAUCAGAUACAGGGCAUAGUAGGCAGUCAAAGAAAUUGAAAUUGGCAAUCGGUUUACUGGUAGCUCUGACUGUCAUACUGGUGGCUCUAGGUGUCAUUGCAGUUUCUAGGGCAAGGAAAAUGAUUAAAGAUGACAGUGAGUCUGAGAUUGGGAUGAAUGCCUGGCCAUGGCAAUUCACCCCUUUCCAAAAGCUAAAUUUCGCACUUGAUGAUGUUCUGAAGAGCCUGGUGGAGAGUAAUAUCAUUGGAAAAGGAUGUUCAGGGAUAGUUUAUCGAGCAGAAACGGAAAAUGGGGAGCUGAUUGCAGUAAAGAAGCUAUGGCCAGCAACAAUGGGAACCAAACAUGAUUGUCAGAAAGACAGAUUCAAGGACAAUGGACGUGAUUCCUUCUCAGCUGAGGUAAAGACUCUUGGUUCCAUUCGCCACAAAAACAUAGUUAGGUUCUUGGGAUGUUGUUGGAACAAGAAUACAAGGUUGCUUAUGUAUGAUUACAUGCCUAAUGGAAGCUUAGGGAGUCUUCUACAUGAAAGGAGUGGAAGUUGCUUGGACUGGGAUCUAAGGUAUAAGAUCAUCCUAGGGGCAGCUCAAGGAUUAGCUUAUCUGCAUCAUGAUUGUGUUCCUCCUAUAGUUCAUAGGGAUAUCAAAGUCAACAACAUUCUAAUAGGCCUUGAUUUUGAGCCCUACAUUGCUGACUUCGGCCUAGCCAAGCUUGUUGAUGAUGGGGAUUUUGCUCGGUCUUCCAGCACUGUUGCCGGUUCCUAUGGCUACAUGGCACCUGAGUAUGGCUACAUGAUGAAGGUUACAGAGAAGAGUGACGUGUAUAGCUACGGAGUAGUCAUGUUAGAAGUAUUAACAGGGAAGCAACCAAUUGACCCAACCAUACCUGACGGUCUACAUAUUGUAGAAUGGGUGAGACUAAGGAAAGGAGGUGCAGACGUAAUAGACCAACAGUUAAAGGGAAGAUCAGAAUCAGAAGUCGAGGAGAUGAUGCAAACAAUUGGAGUGGCAUUACUCUGUGUAACACCCUCCCCUAAUGACCGCCCCACCAUGAAAGACGUAGCAGCCAUGCUCAAAGAAAUACGACAAGAAAGAGAAGCAGAUUGCACAAAGGCUGACACACUACUUAAAGGAUCACCAAUGUCAAAAGACCAACAAACAAGCAAUACCAACAGCUCCAAAGGAGGACCAUCUACAGCAAUGCAACAACAUUUAUACACACGAAGCAAUAAUACGAGCUUUUCGGCUUCGUCUCUCCUAUAUUCUUCCUCCAAUGGCAACAUUACAUUCAAAUAAUAGCCUACAAUGUCAGCCAUUCACUAGGAUAUAAAAUUUGUUUCUUCUUACUAGGUUCUGUAUCUUCCCUUUAUCUUAUGCUUAACCUUCAUUAGAGUGUAUCAGGGGGUAAAAAAUGACGAGCCGAAUUCGACAAACUGGAUAGAAUCAGGCAUUUCUGGUUCUGAUCAUAUACUAUAAGCAAUAACAUGCUACCAUCUAUAGUUUUGUAUAAAUGCAAGAACAAAUUUUAUAUCAUCAAAUUCCAUUAACAUAGUCAAACUAUCAUGUAGUUAAAUUCAGCUAGGCGUUUUAUCGAACAGGUUAU